This is a messenger RNA of Westerdykella ornata, 4057 nucleotides long. RefSeq lists its product as uncharacterized. The coding region runs from base 379 to 3975 and encodes 1198 amino acids. NCBI's taxonomy places the organism in Eukaryota, Fungi, Ascomycota, Dothideomycetes, Pleosporales, Sporormiaceae. Gene Ontology annotation, molecular function: zinc ion binding; DNA-binding transcription factor activity, RNA polymerase II-specific. Gene Ontology annotation, biological process: regulation of DNA-templated transcription. The record is from RefSeq and is a predicted model, not a curated record. The transcript is spliced from 6 exons.
CCGUCGCGAGUUGCCCUGCCACACUACGGUGUGCCGGCUCCACUCCUGGCUACUCCCUACCUCCUGUCAAUCCUCUGAUUCCUCCCCUCCGCCCAGGUGUGAUGACGCAGAGGAGGGCCUUUCUCUCCCAAGCCCAACCAGCCGACGUCGUGGCCCUCACGCCCUUGUGUUGCCUCUGGUGAAUUGCUGCCAGUGCUUCUGCUGCCGAGGCUGGCCCAGCCCCGUUGCUUGCACUCCAGUGUCAGUUGCCCCCCAGUGUGGCCACCAAAAGUGCCGGCCCGCAGUUUGACCGCCUUCUUGUCGCAAGUGGUACAGCUCGAGUGCUCUGCCCUCCGUUGCCGCAUGGCCUGAGCGGUUCGUCUGAUAUAUGUAAUAACCAUGGACGCUGCUGAGCCGGAUGCGCCUGUUCACAAACGUCCCCGCCUCAACUCACUCCACCCUCCUCCGUACAACGGCUUGCCUCCCCCUCACCCAGUCUCGCAGAAUUCGCCCUUUCGCCAUUCCGCCCAUCCGCCUUCGUCUCCAGCAACACACGCUCAGGCUCCCUAUCCCCCUCACGGCCUUCCCUCUUAUCCGUACCCUCCUCCUCCAGGGCCUCCGUCGUCUGUCCCCCACCAGGAUCGCUCCUCUGUCUCAAUCCAGACUCCAACGCCUCAACUCGUCGCGCAAGAACGUUCCGCGCCACCAGGCCCAUAUCAACAACCUCCGGAGAGCGCACAGAGGCCGGGCCCAUCACCGCACCAGCGCACUCAUGGCUUCUCCGUGACUGUUCCUAGGGUGCCGCCUGCUAUUGACCAGGACCGAAUCUCGGAUUACAGCCGUCCUCCCGUGACGCCGCAAUCCACCGGAGCCGAAACACAACUCCCUCGUCCGCCGACUACCACCAAGGAGCCCAAUCCGCAACCUGUAAUGGAGCGAAGUGGUCCUGCUGCGCCAUGGUCUGCAAGUUCGGACCACCCCCCGAAUGGCACCUAUCCGAGCAAUGGCUACCCCCGUGUCGUUAAUUCACCCCAGCAUUCGGAUCAACCGUUUCACACACCUUCUUUACCCCCCACCCAAUAUGCGCCGCUCGUCCCUACAUAUGGUGCUCCCUCCCAUGGACCUUACAUGGGCGGUUCGGAGGCGUACGGGAACCAAGUAAAGCGCAAACAUGUGCGAGCCACCCAGGCUUGUAAUCACUGCCGCUCUCGUAAACAGAAAUGCGACGAGGCGAGGCCGUGCCAGUUCUGCAGGGACAAUGGAUUGGAAUGCCUUUACAAGGACGUGCCACCUCCAAAGAUGGAUAGAAGCAUGAUGCAACUCCAGGAAAGUAUGAACGGUGUUUCCGAAACGCUGAAAUCCUUCAUUGCGGAAAUAAACGCCUGGAGGCAGACGGUGGACCGGAAACUAUCGCCCACAGUCGAGUUGGAUCGCAUGACGAACCCACUGUCCCCCGAACAGAUCUAUGGAGCUGGACCCGCUAUGAAUGAGCGGCAUGGAUCCCAGGCGCCCACUCCUGUUCAGGGACGCGGCUACUAUCCUAGGGUCGAUAACAUCAAAGCCGAAUCCCCGGUUGCCACGAAUUCGACCAUGUCUCCGCCCGCUGGACCCGUCUCAACACCCGGCAGGCAAGAGUUUCCAACAGCUAUUGCUCGGCCUUCGGCAACACCCGUUGACAGCGCGAACGUCAAGCUCUCGACCCCGGUCCAAAAGGAAGAUGACGUGCCUUCGGCAUUUCCGGUCGACCACACGACGCCCGCCCACCAGAUUCUCCAAGACUGGCCGACAAUGAGAGAUUUUUCCAAAGGCAUUGAAGUCAUCGAGAAUCUGAAAAGGAAAGGCAAGAACAUCGCCGACUAUCCCAUGCAACUAGAGAGGUUCCGUGGCGUAGUCAGAGUGCAUGGCGUAGGCGAAGGACUGGAUACGUGCGAUGGUACACAAGGACUUACGACGACUCCCGACAGUAAUGGGGCACCAGACACGCCGUCACCUCCAUAUGCCGAAAUGAAACCUUGGGGUCCGCUUACACCUGAGAGUCCGCCCACGCUGGUUGAUGAAGGAUCAGCAGCCGCUGACCAUGAUCGAGGGCGACGCUUCGACUGUCGGCUUCUACUUGACAAAUCAACAGUGGAAAGACUGUUUGACUCGUACUGCCGACACAUUCAUCCCUUGCAGCCAUUUCUUAACAUCAAGCAACUGAAAAGAAUGGUACAGAACUUCGCUAUGAUGUAUGGACCGGAGUCAAGGCGCAGCCAGAGCCAUGCCGGAACUAAGAGGAAACGGUGCGCCGAUUGUCUCAGUGGCUACUCGGAUACAACUGCAUACUUGGGGUACGGCAUCCAUAGAUCCGUCCAUAAUGCCAUCGUCCUGCUCGUCCUUGCUCUCGGGAAAGUGUGCGAGUGGAAGGACCCACUACCCGCCCCAGAGGCGGAUGCGUUUCCAGUGGAAAGUCAGCGCCUGGGCUACAUGCGGAAAUCGUCACGGUCGGCCUCUGUGAACAGUAGCUUCAACAGCGACCACGAAGAAACCCGGAAGAGAAAUAUAGAUCGCUUGCCUGGAAUGUUAUAUUACUGUAUUGCAACUGAUAUGCUCGGAAAUCUGACAGGUGGGUUUUCGAUAGGUCAUGCGCAGGCGAAUGUGCUUGCCGCAUUGUACGCAGGCCAAUAUGCGCGCGUGAUGGAGAGCUGGAGUUGGAUCAACAAUGCCUGUAGGAUCUGCAUCGUGCUCGUCAAGGAGGAAAUGCCUUUUAUUCAGAGAAAGUUAGAGUUCGAGCGACCUGACGAGCGCAGCCAAGCACAAAGCCAGACCCUCAAUCCAAACCCUAGCCAACAACCCAGUCAGACUCCGGCCUCCAAUCCGCCUGCGACGCCCGGGUUGAGCCCAUCUACACAACACGAGGAUAAGGAAGAGAAGGAGCUCCAGGCACAGAGGAACCUCAUCAAGCUACUCUACUGGGCCUGCCUUCAGCUGGAAACCGAUAUAUUGGCCGAAAUGAGCACGCUGCCACCGUCCCACAUUGCACAGUAUCAAGAUAUCAUCGAUUACCCAAAGGGAGUCGGCCAAAUCCGCAUUCAGGAUCUGCAAAUGCCAUACGAACAGUGGCCAGAGGACCAGAAAAUCAUGGUGCUCUAUUCGAGUCAGAUACACCUACGUGUCCUUCUCAAUCAUGCCCACAAGACGUUAUAUCAAAAAAACAAACUACGCUACACUCUAGAGAAGAAUGACAAGAAUGACAAAGACGACGUUGUUCAAUCUUCCCUGCUGACGGUAGCCCAUGCGGCACGCGAACAAUUCGAGAUGCUCAAGGCCUGGAAGCGCCUGCAGCCGCCUGCCCUCCGAUGGGAGGAUCAUGACCCUCCAGCGACCGACAUCAACAUCGCACGGCUCCGGGCCAAGUAUUACGGUGCUCAAUAUAUGGUUCUUCGGCCAUAUUUGGAGAUUGCCCUUCACGAUGUCCCAUUUCCUCCCAACGGUGCCACUUCGGACAGGUCAUCGCAUGGCUCUGAUGCCGGGUUGGGAGAUAUUUCUACGCCCAUGUCCGCCCGUUCGGUGGGCGCUACGCCCCCGGAGACCAGUAGCCAAGCGGCGGGUAUUGUGGAACUCCUUCCGGACUUCAAGUCCAUCGUCGAGGUUGCGCGUCUGUGUGUGGAGAGUGCUAUUCAGAGUACCAUUGCCUUCGACCGCGUGGGCCAUCAGCCCAAUGAUGUCUACAGGAAAUACGUCGACACGCCGAAAGGUCGACUUAUAGUAACUAACAUCUUCGGCACUAUGCAUGCGCAAUUUGGAAACAUGAUCGUCCUUGCCGCGGUCAUGAUGUCAGGCAAGAACAAGCUGAGCCAGCUGCUUCCUGGGCUACCGACUCUCACGAAACAGACUUUUGGCGAUCUGCUCGCGCGGACUAUCAAAAUGUUGAGACAAGUGGGCGAUAAUUCACCGACGCUUACAACGGACGCCGACAUACUGGAAAAUAUUCAAAAGCUCGCAGGUGUCAAUUGACGGAUGGUUUAGAUCUCGUUUUCAUGGCAACCUGGGAUGUCGGGAUUUCCGGUUGGAGAAAUUUCUGAAGGAACAUAUCCCU